UGGACUCUCUUGUCGAGUCUCAAAGCACACAUGUUAUUACACACUGGAGAAAAAUUAAGCGAUAUGAGUGCAUGCAGUGAGUGUGGAAAGAAGUUUACUCACUCUGGUAAUCUACGUGUUCAUUUGAGAAUACACAGUGGAGAAAGACCAUAUGAAUGCAAUGAGUGUGGAAAGAAAUUUACUCAAUCUGGUCAUCUACAAAAACACAUGAGAAUACACACAAGAGAAAGACCAUAUGAAUGCAGUGAGUGUGGAACAAAAUUUGCUCAGUCUGGUAGUCUACAAAAACACAUGCGAGUACACACAGGAGAAAGACCAUAUGAAUGCAGUGAGUGUGGAAAGAAAUUUACUCGAUCUGGUGGUCUACGAAAACACAUGAGAAUACACACAGGGGAAAGACCAUAUGAAUGCAGUGAGUGUGGAGAUAAUUUUGCUCAAUGUAGCAAUCUACAUGUUCAUAUGAGAUUGCACACAGGAGAAACACCGUAUGAAUGCAAGGAGUGUGAAAAGAAGUUUAGUCACUCUAGCAGUCUAAAAGUUCAUAAUAUGAGAAUGCACACAGGAGAAAGGCCAUAUCUAAGAUCUCAAAGAAAAGAAAAAAAAUACCAUUGUGAACAUGGCGGAGAAUACUUUGAUGUUGCGGUAGUAGAUAGAAGACACCAGGAAGUUCAUACUCAAGAAGACACAAUUGCUCAAGAGCAUACAGAUUUUGUUUAG
This is a messenger RNA of Corticium candelabrum, 717 nucleotides long. RefSeq names its product gastrula zinc finger protein XlCGF49.1-like. Lineage: Eukaryota; Metazoa; Porifera; Homoscleromorpha; Homosclerophorida; Plakinidae. Gene Ontology annotation, biological process: regulation of gene expression. The record is from RefSeq and is a predicted model, not a curated record. The transcript is spliced from 2 exons. Gene Ontology annotation, cellular component: nucleus. The coding region runs from base 31 to 717 and encodes 228 amino acids.